UGGAGCAUGUGUAGUGCCAUUCAAAAUGGCAACUUGCAGUAUAGAAGACGUGUUGGCAAAAGUCGAGAAAGAUGAAGCAGAGAAACUCAAAAGUAUAACAGUCGUCAAAGAGCUUGAUCUAGAAUUUGACCUAGGUAACAUGCUUGCUUUAGACAAGAAUCCGGUUAAUAUUCGAGAAUUCAGAGAGAAGAAUAAAGACGAAUUUCUGCGCUCUCUGGCCCGGGACAACACGCAGCUGCUGAUCAAUGAGAUCUGGAAGUUGCCCACCGAGCGAGUAGAUGAGGUAAUAGUUGCCAAAUUACCCGAAACAACCACUCGGUUGCCCAGGGAAAAGCCACCACCGAAGCCCAGACCCCCGACCAAAUGGGAGGAGUUCGCAAAACUGAAGGGAAUACAGAAUAAAAAGAAAACUAACUUGGUGUGGGACGACGUGCACAAGGAAUGGAAACGGCGAUGGGGCUACAAGCGGGCCAAAGAUGACACCAAAGAGUGGCUUCUUGAAGUUCCUGAGACCGCGGAUCCAAACGAGGACCAGUUUGCGAAGCGCAACAAAGCCAAGAAAGAGAGAGUGGCGAAGAAUGAGUUGAAUCGUUUGCGGAACAUUGCAAGAGCACAGAAGAUAAAAGUUCCCGGGAUUGGCCUUGCACCGACCGGACAGCAAUCCAAAUCUGACCUGGAGAAAGCCGUGCAUGUGGCUAAAAUGUCCACCGCAUCAGUGGGUAAAUUUCAAGACCGUCUACCAAAGGAGAAGGCGCCCAGGAACACUGGGAAGAAAAGGAAGUUUCAGCCUCUCAUUGGGGACUUCUCCACUGAAAAGCAAAAACAGCUGGACAUUUUGAAAAUUAUGGACAGCAAAAAGCCCCGACUGGACAUCAACAAAGCGGUGAACAAACAAAUGAGAGAAGAGGACAUGGAAUCUCGGUCCAAAAAGAAAGGAGGCCCAGGAAAGAAGGGUCGUAAGGGUAAUUUUUCAGGAAAAAAGGGCAAAGGAGCCGGCUCUGCCAAGGGUGGUAAAAACCACAAACCACGUAUGAAGCAGGGGAAACGAUAGACUAAUUUUUUAAAAUGACAGUUCUUGCAAUGUUUUGUAUAGUUAGUAUUUUUUGUGCCAUCUGUCAGUUUGAAUUGCCCUUUUUCUUGAAAUAUAAAAAUUUCCUGAAAUUAUUAUCCCUAUUAUGAGUGUCUGCUGUCUGACACUGAAGUCUCUAAUGUGUAGGCCUGUGUUGAGUUUUGGUACUCAGGUCAUUCGUCCUUUAGGUUUAUCUAACCAUUCCCCUUAAAAUAUUUCGAAAUGCAAAAUAUCAGGCAAAUGUUACGGGGCUGUCACUAUGGGUAAUUGUUAAAUGAAAAUUCUUGCUGGCUUUUUAUAUGCAGUAUGUUAUUUAGCCCAAUGAAUGGUCAUUUGUAAUGCACCAGCAAAUAGUAUCAGGUUUCAAAAUGCUUUUGGCUUUGUAAGACUAUGUUUGAUUCACAUUGAAGCAUGUAAGUCUGUUACAUGAAAUAAAUAUAUUUGAUUAUGUUAAAAGUU
Anguilla rostrata (American eel) is the source of this 1528-nucleotide messenger RNA. RefSeq names its product ribosome biogenesis regulator 1 homolog (gene rrs1). Gene Ontology annotation, biological process: endonucleolytic cleavage in ITS1 to separate SSU-rRNA from 5.8S rRNA and LSU-rRNA from tricistronic rRNA transcript (SSU-rRNA, 5.8S rRNA, LSU-rRNA); ribosomal large subunit biogenesis; ribosome biogenesis. NCBI's taxonomy places the organism in Eukaryota, Metazoa, Chordata, Actinopteri, Anguilliformes, Anguillidae. The record is from RefSeq and is a predicted model, not a curated record. The transcript has a single exon. Gene Ontology annotation, cellular component: nucleus; nucleolus; preribosome, large subunit precursor. The coding region runs from base 26 to 1051 and encodes 341 amino acids. Gene Ontology annotation, molecular function: protein binding.